This is a messenger RNA of Caenorhabditis briggsae, 2169 nucleotides long. Bases 1 to 2169 code for a protein of 722 amino acids. Gene Ontology annotation, molecular function: RNA binding; ATP binding. Gene Ontology annotation, cellular component: intracellular anatomical structure; catalytic step 2 spliceosome. The record is from RefSeq and is a predicted model, not a curated record. The transcript is spliced from 10 exons. NCBI's taxonomy places the organism in Eukaryota, Metazoa, Nematoda, Chromadorea, Rhabditida, Rhabditidae.
AUGUCCAGAUAUCACCCAGGACAUGGGCAACGCGAGCAUCGGGGAUCUGCACCCACUCGACGUGGGUUCGCACGACCAUCCGAUGCGGCAGAUGAGCCGAGAACUGGGCCACUGAUUCUGGAAGAGAAAACGACGGAGACCACCAGUUCAGCAGGUCCAGAGGAUCAGCAAUUGAAAGUUUUUAAUAAUCCAUAUGCGUCGUUGAAUAUACAGCAACAAAGGAUUAGGCUGCCUAUUUUUAAGAACCGCGGCCACAUCCUCUACAUGUGUGAACGCUACCGUACUCUAAUCAUUGUUGGCGAGACGGGAUGUGGAAAAAGCACCCAAGUCCCACAGUUUCUUCUGGAAUUUGGCUGGGCCGACGACGGACGACAAAUUGCAAUUACUCAGCCCAGAAGGGUUGCCGUGGUUACGCUAGCCACUCGUGUUGCCGAGGAGACGGACACUCUUCUUGGGCACAAUAUCGGAUAUACAGUAAGAUUUGAUGACGUGUCAGAUGAAGCGACAAAAGUGAAAUUCAUGACAGAUGGGCUAUUGUUAAGAGAGAUUCUGCAAGAUCCAAUGUUAUCCAAGUACAGCAUCAUAAUGAUUGAUGAGGCUCACGAACGCUCAUGUAACACGGAUAUCCUAUUGGGCUUGCUUCGAAAAAUCAUGCAAGUCCGGAAUGAUUUACGCAUUAUUGUGUCCUCUGCGACACUCGACGCGGAGCUGUUUCGCGAUUUUUUCGAGAUGAACGAGACGGGAAAUCCGGAAAAAGAUACUGCGGCGAUUCUUUCGGUGGAGGGAAGGACACAUCCGGUCGCUGUUCAUCAUACGAAAACACCCGUCCCAAACUAUUGUCAAGCCGCUGUGGAUACGGUAAUCAACAUUCACAAACACGAAAUGCCUGGAGACAUUCUAGUGUUUCUAACGGGUCAAGAUGAGGUAGAAGACGUUUGUGAGAAGUUGAGAGAGGAGGCAAGGAAACUCAGAAAUUGUGAUAAGCUAUGGGUUGUACCUUGUUAUGGAGCAUUGCCAGCCAGCGAACAAAUGAAGGCGUUCGACUCAACACCUCAUGGCACUCGAAAAGUAGUCGUCGCCACGAAUAUUGCUGAAGCAUCCAUCACGAUUCCCGGAAUUUGCUACGUCAUCGACACUGGAUAUGUAAAACUACGGGCGGUCAAUGCUAACAACGGUGUAGAGUCCCUAAUGAGGGUUACUGUAUCCCAAGCGUCGGCUGAACAACGAGCGGGAAGAGCCGGAAGAAUUCGUCCUGGAAAAUGCUAUCGGCUGUAUCCAGAGAGCGAGUUUCGCAAGUUUUCGGAGGGGACUAUUCCAGAAAUCCAACGGUGUCAUUUGGCGGCAACGAUUCUUCAGCUGAAGGCGUUAGGUGUACAGAAUGUGCACAAAUUUCAUUAUUUAUCGCCUCCUCCUUCGUGGUCAAUGAUUCAAGGAUUGGAACUCUUGUAUGCUCUUGGAGCUAUCGAUGAAUCAUCCCAACUAACCGAUCCUCUCGGCCUCCAAAUGGCAGAGUUUCCUCUCCCACCAAUGCAUAGCAAGUGUCUUCUGAAGUCCGCCGAAUUCGGAUGCAGCGAUGAAAUCGUCACUAUCGUCGCCAUGAUGCAGAUUCAGGACGUCUUCCUAACCCCAUUCCGUGCUCGUCAUCAAGCUGACAUCAUCAGAAAAAAGUUUUCAGUUGAAGAGGGAGAUCAUAUGACAAUGUUGAAUGUUUUCACGAAGUUUGUAGAGAAUGGGCGGAGCAAGAAAUGGUGCUCCGAUCAUUUUGUAAAUUAUCGAGGGCUUAUGAGAGCGGACAAUGUGAGAAGCCAGUUGGUUCGACUGCUGAAGAGAUUUGAGAUUCCAAAAGUCUCGUGUCGUGGAUUGAUUAACGCCUCGGAAAACAUCCGUCAAUGCCUGGUGACUGGAUUCUUCUCCCAAGCGGCUCAGUAUCAUUAUACUGGAAAAUAUAUGACUGUCAAGGAGAAUUUCCCAUUCAACGUUUAUAAAGGAUCAUCGAUUAUGUUCAAAAAGGACUAUCCGAAAUGGGUAAUCUUCACUGAAGUGAUGCAAGAUUCAAUCCGUGACGUCACUGUAAUCGAACCGGAAUGGCUCUAUGAAUUGGCUCCACAUUAUUACGAGUUCGGUACUGAAGGAGAGCUGGCGGAGAAGAGAAUGCGAGGAGGACAAUGA